AUUGGAAGAUCAAGUCCCAUCCAGUCUUGGACCCUAUAAGAGAGAAGAAUCUCGAUUCGUUUCAUGGUGUCCGCGUGCGUGAUGAGGGAGAGAGAGAGGGAAGGAGAGAGAAAUAGAGGGUUUCGGCUGCUUCGUCUCUCCUCGAUCCUUCGUCCCCUCCUCUUGAUCGCAAAAUCCCUUUGCUCGCGAUCAUUAAUUGGUCUCUUAUAAGGGACUUUGAGCACUUGUAUCGAGCUUGAGGAUUGGAUGUAGACAUCAUAUCCAUCUGUUGCUUUGUUGUCUACACUACCAUCAGCAUAGAUGUCUAUUCUUUAGUUUGCCAUUCCAUCCGCCAUCACAAUGUGGAGCUUUGCUGGAGGCUUAGGUCCAGAGAACACCUGCAAAAAAUCAAGCACAUCUAAUCCUGAUUGCUCAGAUGACGAGGUUUCUUCAUGCACCAGUAGAGAAGAAGGCCUGGAAUGUCCAAUAUGCUGGGAAUCAUUUAACAUUGUUGAGAACGUGCCUUAUGUUUUAUGGUGUGGCCACACUUUGUGCAAGAAUUGCAUCUUGGGACUUCAGUGGGCUGUUGUUAAAUCUCCAACUAUACCGAUCCAGUUACCUCUCUUCAUCUCCUGCCCAUGGUGCAAUCUUUUGUCACUCCGGCUGGUUUACAAGGGUAAUCUUACAUUUCCCCGCAAAAACUACUUCCUACUCUGGAUGGUUGAGAGCAUGAAUGGUAACAGGGUGAAGUCUCAGUCCUCAAUCUAUGGGGAGCACCAUCCAGCCUGGCCUUCGAAUAGCAGCGUGGUCCUCAGAAGUAAUGCUUACCGCCAUCACAGUGCACGAAGAACUCCAAAUACUCAUGCAGAACAAUCCCGCUCUGAUCAAAAUCAUGCAAGCCUCGUCAGUAAUUUCUUCAAUUCAGAGAGGAUCCAUGCUUCGCUACGUAAAUCACUGGCUUUCUUUGUUCAAAUUACUGCCAAGUUCCCCCUAGUAAUCAUCUUCCUUCUCAUAGUCCUAUAUGCCAUCCCUGCUAGUGCUGCUGUCUUGGCCCUCUACGUACUUGUCACACUCCUGUUUGCAGUGCCAUCAUUUUUGAUACUGUACUUUGCAUACCCUAGCUUGGAUUGGCUUGUCAGAGAGAUCUUUGCUUAGAGUUUUUCCCUUCCGUCCAAUCCAAAGCUAGAGCUUCACAGUGUUAUUAGCCAGUGAAGGGCAUGAACUAUAUGCAUUGUCAUCCAGUCUCGUCUGCAGUGAUGUACAAAAUGGUUAUCUGGCGCAUGGUCUGGUGCUCAACGUACGUUAUUUUGGAUGACUAGUCACUCAACAUUGCAUUGCAUAUGGAUCAGUUGGAGAUCGGUGAGUAAUGCAUGUCAUUCAAGGCAUUAGCAUCAUGGUUGACCAAGACAUCAAUGUUCCACCUUGAGGAGUUAAAUGUGGUCAUGUUGAUGGAUGAAACUCUUACAUCAUUUGUAUGUUUAAUAUUCUUGUGCAUAGCAACCCUUUUUGAAGUCAUGGCUUGUGAUUUUAGAUUGUAUUGGUGGUAUAUGAUAUAUCUAGUUCCUCCUUGUAUGGAUUUUGUUAGUGUUUAAUCUUUCACCUUGAGGUGCUCCUUA
Molecule: messenger RNA, 1595 nt
Organism: Phoenix dactylifera (date palm)
Lineage: Eukaryota; Viridiplantae; Streptophyta; Magnoliopsida; Arecales; Arecaceae
Source: RefSeq, a predicted model, not a curated record